AGUAACACGCUGACACUCUACGUGAAGAUACACAAAGAAGACAGAACGCGGGUAAUCUGUAAAAUGGACGAGCGUGCAGAAAAAAGUGAAUCGGAGUCCCUGAAGCUGUACGAGGCGCAGUUCUUCGGCUUCACGCCCCAGACAUGCAUGCUGCGCAUCUACUCGGCCUUCCAUGACGGCCUGUUUGAGCUCAUGUCGCUGGUGGAGUCGGUCUUCAAGCGGCAGCUGACGCCCGCCGGACAGGAGCCCUCGCCGGAGUUCAACGCCAGGACGGCUAAGUCCAGCGACAAGUUCCUCAAGUUCCUCCACGGCCGCUUCGAGCUGCUCUACAAGCGCAUGGAGAGCCUUCUGCUGGACAAGGUCCUGUCGGUGCCGCCCAACGUCCUGCUGCCGGAGAGCGAGUGCCAGGGUAAGUACCCGCGGGCGCCGGCCGAUCUGCAGCGCCUGGAGGCCUCCCUGGCCCAGCUGAGCCUGGCGUACCAGGCUGAGGUCGCCGCUCGACAGGAGAUGGAGGCCGAACUGGAGCACCAGCGACAGGUGAAGGAGCGUCUGGCGGGCCUCCUGAGUUGGGUGGAGGAGGUGAAGGAGAGGAGCACGCAGGAGGGAAGCACCCCUCGUCACCAUGACGACCUGGGCCUGGACCUGGAGAUGGUGCGGCACAUGAGAGACGUCAACAGCAAGAUGCUGAAGAAAGGCAGAGAGCUGGGUGUACUGCAGUAGUGCCGUGUGUGUGUGUGUGUGUGUGUGUGUGUGUGUGUGUGUGUGUGUGUGUGUGUGUGUGUGUGUGUGUGUGUGUGUGUGUAUGUAAGAGAGAGAGAGAGAGAGAGAAAGGCAGAGAGCUGGGUGUAUUGCAGUAGUAGUAGUAGUUGUGUGCGUGCGUGCGCGUGCGUUGGGAACCUCAACCUGCUUGUGUGACAUGACUGAGUCAACAGUCAUCAGUUGUGUAUGUAUUUGUGUGCCAUUUAGAAACAACCUUCCUACUUUGUGAGUUGAAUUGGACGUGUGUGUGUGUGUGUGUGUGUGUGUGUGUGUGUGUGUGUGUGUGUGUGUGUGUGUGUGUGUGUGUGUGUGUGUGUGUGUGUGUGUGUGUGUGUGUGUGUGUGUGUGUGUGUUAUUUGUAUAUACUCUUGAUGAUCCCGUAAUAAAACUGUGCAAAGCUAGUCCAAGUGGUCAGUUUUAUUUAAACCAUACUUCUGGCCAAUACUCUAUUGGACUGUGUUUUUAAAUGAGAAUUGUUUCUAAAGAGAAAUUUUAGCAUUAGUACAUGUGCACAGAAUUUCACAAAAUACAGUAGUAUGGUCUGUGUUCAAUUUCCAAAUAUGUUAAAAAAUAAUAACAAAAUGCAAGUAUGACAUUGCGCAUUAUUGCACCCAAGUGUUGGGGUAUGAAAUCA
Messenger RNA from Engraulis encrasicolus (European anchovy), 1393 nucleotides. RefSeq names its product MIS12 kinetochore complex component (gene mis12). Gene Ontology annotation, cellular component: nucleus; MIS12/MIND type complex; chromosome, centromeric region. Lineage: Eukaryota; Metazoa; Chordata; Actinopteri; Clupeiformes; Engraulidae. The transcript is spliced from 4 exons. The record is from RefSeq and is a predicted model, not a curated record. Gene Ontology annotation, biological process: mitotic cell cycle; kinetochore assembly; mitotic sister chromatid segregation. The coding region runs from base 64 to 720 and encodes 218 amino acids.